GCACCAACAAACAAAACUGGGAUUUGUUUAGUUCCAUUAUGUUUAUUCAGCUAAUGCAAGUUUAUUACAGUAUCGUGUACUGAAAACAAAAUCAUUCCAUUGCUGUCACAGCUCAGAGGGAAUCGAGUGAAAUUAGAUCAACUGCUAAAAUGUACAUCAACUACUCAAUGCAUCUUGUUAAAAAUAAUACACUUAAUACAAUGUUAUAAAAAAAUAAAAGCACUUGACAACCCUGUAAACACACCGUCUCUUCUCGGCCAUGGCUUCCAACAUUAUUUAUGGCACCGGCAGAUGACGCAGACAGAGUAUCUGAUGACAACAGCUUCAGCUUUCCUCUUACUUCACAGCUGGCAGAAACUGAAAGUCUCCCUCAUCUUCAGCUGCAAUCAAACGCAAACGCACAUCAUGUCUCUCUCACCUAAAAUAAAUAUUAGGCCGUCUGUGUUGUUUGCCACACGCACGCACACACACGUAACACCCUGUAAAUAAAUAACAAAGAGGUCAGGCCGAAUUCUGAUGUAUGUCAUGGUCGUGUCCGUAAGUGGUCAAAGCUGACGCCCUCUGUCUGCAGUUCAUGUCUGAGCCCUGGCCAGUGCAGCUCUGCGUCAUGCUACAGUGCUUCAAACGUCUUCAGCAGCAGCCGGCCUGUCGAAGGACUCUCAGUGCACUUGGCAGUCUUUAUGGAGCGAGAAAGCCAUACAAUACAGUGAUAGAUGUCACGUGGGGUGACAUACACAGGGCAGGUGUGAAGCCUCUGUCAUUUGUGCGACAGGUUCUCGCAGCAUGUCUUGACCCCACGCUUUUGAACAGUGAUAAACUGCCAGCGGACGCCAGGCAGAGAGCUCAGAGGCUGCUUGGAGGAUGUGUUGGAGGGAGUGUAGGUUCAUAUACUGCUACAGCGGGCAUAUCAGAAAUAGUCCACAGAAUCUCUGAGUUCAUAACAAGAAGAGAUGGUGGGGUUCCAUCCCACCCUGAAAACAUAUACAUCAGCCCAGGCUCACAGUGGGCGCUCACGAACAUUCUCAAAAUCUUGGUGAACAGCAAGAGUGCACCCCAAACAGCUGUACUGACUCCACUGCCAUGCCACAGCACUACCACUCUGUCCAUAACUAGUCUGGGAGCAGUUGCCAUUCCCUACAACCUCAGUGAGGAGCAAGGCUGGGCGCUGCAGAUGGAGGAGCUGCAUCGAGCGCUGGAAUUUGCAAAGGGAGUCUAUAACCCCGUCGCUCUGUAUGUCAUUAACCCUGGAAAUCCCUCAGGUCAUGUUCAAAGCAGAAAAUCAAUGCAAGAUGUGAUCCGGUUUGUCUCGGAGAAGAGGCUCUUCCUUCUGGCCGAUGAGGUCUAUCAGGACUUUGUUUAUGGGGAGCAUGAGUUUGUUUCUUAUAAGAGGGUUCUGGCAGAGAUGGGUCCCCCUUUUGCAGACACAGUGGAGCUGGCGUCCUUCCACUCAGUAUCCAAAGGCUUCACGGGCGAGGGUGGUCUGCGUUGUGGAUAUGUGGAGCUGGUAAAUGUGGACCCCGCUGUCAUGAAAUACAUCUACAAAAUGUUCUCGAUGGACACCUGUGCACCUGUGUUGGGUCAGUUCGCCCUGGAUCUGAUGCUAAACCCUCCACAACCAGGAGAUCCCUCAUAUCCACUUUAUAAUGUGGAGACACGAAACAUCAAGACUGCGGUGGCUAAUAAUGUGAAGAGAGCUUGCGAGGUUGUAAACGGUCUGCCAGGUUUCUGCUGCCAACCAGUGCAAGGAGGAGCAUUUGCAUUCCCGAGACUGUAUCUGCCACCUAAAGCCAUUCAGAAAGCCAAGGAGAUGGGAAUGCAACCAGAUACGUUCUACUGUCUCAGACUACUAGAGGAGACUGGUGUGUUUGCCAGUCCUGGUUGUGAGUACGGACUGAAGGAGGGCACCUAUAACGUCAGAUUUUGCAUCCUCACCCCUGAGGAUACGAUGGAGGAAUUACUGGGUCGCCUGACAAGCUUCCACACACAGUUUAUGAAGGAUUUUUCUUAAAAACUUAUUUUCUUCAUCUUUCUGCAGUUCAAUAAUUCAUUUGAAACAACAAAAAGGACCCAAACAAUUUCCUCAUGUUGGCAUUUGAACAUUUAUUGCAAUAAAUACAACUUUAUGUACUGCAUACAA
This is a messenger RNA of Larimichthys crocea (large yellow croaker), 2137 nucleotides long. Its product is annotated as alanine aminotransferase 1. The transcript is spliced from 11 exons. Gene Ontology annotation, biological process: biosynthetic process. The record is from RefSeq and is a predicted model, not a curated record. Gene Ontology annotation, molecular function: transaminase activity; pyridoxal phosphate binding. NCBI's taxonomy places the organism in Eukaryota, Metazoa, Chordata, Actinopteri, Sciaenidae. Bases 575 to 2008 code for a protein of 477 amino acids.